UGCCCGCCUCGCUCUCCGCCCCGGCUGAGGGGCGUUUGCUGCUGCUGCCGCUGCCGGCGGCAGCUCUGUGAAAAUGUCUGAGCGCGGCGUUUUCUACCGGCAGGAGCUGAAUAAGACAGUGUGGGAGGUGCCCCAGCGCUACCAGAACCUCACCCCUGUCGGCUCCGGCGCCUACGGCUCGGUCUGUUCAGCUUAUGAUACCAAAACGAGACAGAAGGUGGCAGUAAAAAAGCUUUCAAGACCUUUUCAGUCACUUAUUCAUGCGAGAAGGACCUACCGAGAGCUUAGGUUGCUUAAGCACAUGAAGCAUGAGAACGUUAUAGGAUUGCUAGAUGUCUUUACACCUGCAACAUCAAUAGAAAAUUUUAAUGAAGUGUAUCUUGUGACAAAUUUGAUGGGUGCUGACCUGAAUAACAUCGUGAAGUGCCAGAAGUUAACAGAUGAUCAUAUACAGUUUCUUGUCUAUCAGUUACUUCGAGGGCUUAAGUACAUUCACUCAGCUGGAAUCAUCCACAGGGACUUGAAGCCCAGUAACCUAGCCGUAAAUGAGGACUGUGAAUUGAGGAUUUUAGACUUUGGUUUAGCUCGACAAACUGAUGAUGAAAUGACCGGAUAUGUUGCAACAAGAUGGUACAGAGCUCCAGAAAUUAUGUUGAACUGGAUGCACUACAAUCAAACAGUUGACAUCUGGUCAGUUGGAUGCAUCAUGGCAGAGCUAUUGAAAGGGAAAGCCCUAUUUCCAGGAAAUGAUUAUAUUGACCAGCUAAAGAGAAUAAUGGAAAUUGUGGGAACACCCAGUUCUGAACUUCUGAAGAAGAUAUCAUCAGAACAUGCGAGAAAAUACAUUGAAUCUCUUCCACAUAUGCCUCAACAGGAUUUGAAAGCUGUAUUUCGCGGUGCCAAUCCAUUAGCGGUAGAUCUUCUUGAGAAGAUGCUUAUAUUAGACAGCGAUAAAAGAAUUACUGCCUCGGAAGCACUUGCACAUCCAUACUUUGUACAAUAUCACGAUCCAGAUGAUGAACCUGAGGCCGAGCUGUAUGAUGAGUCAAUAGAGAAUAAGGAGCGAACCAUAGAUGAAUGGAAAGAGCAGUUUGAACUCCUACGGCUCAGAGAGGCAAGAUAAAUCCAUGUAUGCAUUUGUGGGAGAUGAGAAGUGCAAAGGGUUGUGUUUCCUCUCCAGAUGACACUCCCUUCCCAGACUUUCAUCUCCUCACUAAGUUCCCUAUGGCAGGUUUACCCCUAAAUAAAAGCUGAUGCCAGCUACCAAAUAACCAGAUAUUAUGUAUUGCUUUCUGUAUUGCUUUGCUUUUUUUUAGGUCAGAUCCUCAUCCAAAGUAACUGACCCAGGGCAAAUGACACUAUCUGAGAUUCUGGUCUAGCUUUGUGGAGAAUGGGAGAUUAAUAUUUUCCAUGUAGACAUGUAUUUUGUUAAUCAUAUAUCAUUCACUAGAUGGCCAAGUAGUUGAAAUUAAUAGACAGACCAUGCUGUUGAUCCUCUUUGAAGAUGAGUUAAUCAUUUUACUUGGAAGUGACACCCCAAAAUUCAUCCUUGAGAAAUUGUGCAAUAACUUUAAAGAAUUAUUAUUAUUAUUAUUAGUUAAUUCCAUGCUUGCAUUAUGAUUACAUUACACUACAGUGUCACAGAAGUAAUGUAGCUAAACAUUAAGUUUGCAAAUACACUGAAAAAAUACAGACCAAUUUCAUCAUUGUCUAAUGAGGACAUAUUAUGCUAACAAUUCCUUACUAGACAUUUUAAACUGAGAGUAAUGUUUUAGAAAACUAAUUGUUCUUGUCCUUUCUGUGGCUUAAGAGGAAAUAUGUAUUCUAUAAAACAAAUGUUCUUCUGUUUCUAUUUAUAUAGAUUUACAAAAGUUCGUUGGCAUAGCGGGCAGGUCUACAACAAAAAAUACUGACCUCUUAUGUCUUACUCAUGUCCUUCCACUUGUGACAUCUUUUAUCCUAGUCACUGCAGGGAAUACAAGCAGACUUACUACAGAAAAAAGUAUCUCAAAGAAAGAGAGGAGUGAGGUCAUAGGUCUCUCUACAAUAAAGUAACCUCUUAGAGAUCUAGAAACCUGAUGCAUCUGUACAAAGGAUGACUGACUGGUAUUGCUUACUCCUUCACAUGCUUUCCUCUGCAAAACCUGGCAGCUUACAGCACCGUCCAUACAUCCUGUUUACUGAGAGGCACACUCGAUUCACUGCUGUACCUAGCAGUUGAUGGUUUGUUUUCUGUUACUUCUUCAGCUGCGUGAGUCUUUACCAGAAAGGUUUAACAAUUUCAGAGUCAUGAAGCUCACUUUCUAUUUAUGAUGAAACUGUUGAAAUUAUUUCAGGGACAAUCAUAGCUUAACAUUUGCUGAGCUGGAAUGAGGGUAUGGAAGUGAAUUCUCCAGGAAAAACAAUACUAUUAUUUUUUUCACAUUACUAUCCUUGCUGGAACUACAGGUCAAGUGCCCUCUUUAUCCAGUGGGGAGAAAAAUAACCUGAGACAAAAAUAUCAAAACUGGCACAGGAUAUGCAGCUCUCCCUCCUAGAUGUAUUUUUAUCUUGGGGAAAUAAACUUUUUCCUUUCAAAUACUUAAUACCUUUCAAAUAGAAAUUUUGCACAUCUUGCAAAAUGGCAUAAUAAGUCACCAUUUGCAUAAAAUACUGGUAUUGUUGAUGAACUAUUGAUCCCAUUUUCUCAAGGCUUCAAUUGAAUAGUUCCUCUCUCUUUCUGCUGAAAUUAAAAAUCAGUGAUGCUUGAUCCCAAGAGCAACCGAGCACCAAGGUAAAAUGAGGUUUUGGACAUUCUGUACUGCACAGUAUGCAUUUAAGAGUUUCCUUAGCCUCCACUGCAUGCUGCUGAGGCUUGCAACCCAAACUUGUAGGUUUCCUUAUGACAUGUUUAAUCAGUUAGAAAAUACUUCAAAAUUCUAGUGGCCCAGAGCAUGGUGUUUAGUUGAGUGCUACGUACUUACCUCUCCCUGACUGUUGUUCCAGUUGCACACAGCUUAAUUUCUCUACUCUCUGCUGAGCAGGUGUCACAAGGACCAGGUAAGGUGUUUCAUAAACGCACUACGUACAGCCAGCAGGAAGAAUUUCUAAUACAAACUCAGGUGUCUCAUUUGAUCCUGGCUUCCUCUGAAUUCAGUCAGGACCACUCUAGACCUUACCUGUCUGCCUGUGGACAGAUACUACUUAAAAGCCACAACUGAGUUACUGAAUGAGUGACUAAUGACUCCUUCCACCUCAGAAAUUCUGCACACAAAAUUUCUUACAGAACAAACUGUCACUGAACUGGCAUACCGGUCACAGUACACACAUAGUCCUACAGCAUAACACUGCCAGGGUGUGAACAAGAUUCAUCCCAAAGAUUUUUACAGACUUUUUAGAGGAGCGCUAGGCCCACUUGCAGGUGUUGCAGCUGUCUCAGAUCUGUUUAAUAAACAAGCUGAUAGCCACAAAUUUUAUAUGGUUAAAAAAUCACUGUUUGGAAAACAGAACCUGAGGUAAUGCACUACUAGCCACAUAUGUCUGAACAGGAUUUGGUCCUUAAAAUACUAUAUCUAACUUGAGAAAAUAGGUAUGAGGUAGCUGCUGACAACAUAUUCCACUACUGCCCAAGGCACAAAACGGGAUGUGACUUUCAGCCUGGAAAGUUAAAUGGCUGUUCCUAACGCAGGGCGAAAUAGCAACAAACGUUUCUGGCUAAGCCCUCGAUGAAAACAGAACUGUUACAUCUAAGAGAUUGAUUUUAUUUUUUUUCCCUCCAGAGGACCUUAAGCUGGUUACAAUAAAAGAUAAAGAACUUCCAAAGCCUGGAUGCCAAGACAUUAGCACAGAAUUGCAACUGAUUUAUCUUGAAGGCAAUUGACUGAGAAAUGAUAAAGAACAUUCCCUGCAGUUAAAAGCGUACAUAUUAAAACCUGUUUGAAUGCUUUUAGAGAGGCCAUUUUCCAUUACAUUCUGUCUUUCAUUACAUCAUUUUGGCAGUUCAUCUCACAGUGUAAUUAAUGUUUCCAUAUCAGGGCCCGUGUGUUUUAGCAAUUAACCAAAAGGGACAGAUACACUGUACAGUAACAGUAUUUGUGAAUCUAAUUUGUAAUCUGAAGUUAGCAGAAGGAUUCCAAAGGAAUUCAGUCUGGGUUUCAAUCUGGACUCUAAGAAGGCUGGAAAUACAAACUGCAGGUCACAUACUUCCAUGGAACCACUUCGUCUGGAAUUUCUUUUUUCUUAUUUUUUUAAGAGAAUAUCAUCUAAUUUUCUCUCUCCCUUACACUCUCC
Molecule: messenger RNA, 4269 nt
Organism: Pogoniulus pusillus (Red-fronted tinkerbird)
Lineage: Eukaryota; Metazoa; Chordata; Aves; Piciformes; Lybiidae
Gene: MAPK11
Product: mitogen-activated protein kinase 11
Exons: 12
Coding region: 74-1123 (349 amino acids)
Biological process (GO): protein phosphorylation; intracellular signal transduction
Cellular component (GO): nucleus; cytoplasm
Molecular function (GO): ATP binding; MAP kinase activity
Source: RefSeq, a predicted model, not a curated record